AUGACGAGGCACCACCGUCACUACCGUGAAGGCGGCCGAGAUCAAGAGCCCUACGAAUACGGCUGGGAUCCCAUCUCCAUCCCUGGCGCCGCUCUCCCCCCAGUCCCAGUUGACAUCCCCAUCCCCGCCCCCGCCCCCUCACCACCAGGUUCCCUCGUCUCAUUCACCCCACCUCAUCGUGACCACGCUGAUCACUCCGACAGCAAAAGCAGGAGCAGGAGCAGGAGCAAGAGCAGCAGGAGGAGAGGAUUCUCGCCAACACCUUCCACCACCCCUCCCAAUCCGCGCCCAGUAUCACGCCGAUCCGUGACUGGCAGGUCCAUGAUUGGAAUGCCGACUGCAGCUACCGUCAUCGGCUCUGGAUACCGGGAAAAGGGCUGGGAUUAUGAUGAAGCAGACACCCCAAGGACACCCCGUCAGCGACACAGGGAUUUUGAAAAAGGUGGUUAUUUUGAAGACAGGGGCACGGCGAAUCUGAAGUCCAGGUGGGACAGGACAUCACAACUGCACUCUGCUGUCUUGAUACCACCGCCGUCGUCGGGAUAUCGCCAUGCCAGGUCCAGAUCUCUUUCCAUAUCACGAACCUCACCAUCAAGCAGCGUCAGUUCCUCCCCUGAGUUCUUUGGGAUAGGGGGUUUUCCUCCCAUCAGGACAAGUGAGCAUCGCCAUCGCAAGGACAACAAACACCACAACCACCAUGCCCCGUCAAAAAAGCACCACCCUCGCUCGUCACAACCACAACAUUGGUAUCAGCAUGAUGUCGCCAGUCAUUCCUCUCCCCGCGUUGCCCUUGCAGAAGCAGGUUGGCCUCUGACAACUUCGCGGCCUGUGUCACGGUCACCGCCGACGCACGAGCCGUACGUGCAAGAGUAUUCUCGGUAUGGACAUCAUGGCAGCGCUGGGCAGAACGGGAGUCGAGAGUAUCGCCCCCAACAUUUCGGCGGAUACGUUGCCGUUGAUAAUCUCCAUCAUUUCCCUGAAAAAAACGACCUCCGGAUGGGCCUUCAACGGAUGGGUCUCGCGAGCACAUCCGCCUUGACCGAACCCAACACAAACCGCACCAGACGUAAAGUGACGGGGACUGCAAGAAAAAGAAGCGAAUCUUCUAGUCGCGUGGCGGAGACUGAUGACGGUGUCCGUGAACGACUCCCACCCACCGGACAACAAUACAAAGAGGUCCACUGCCUUAUUCUCACCUGGUCCUUUCAUGACCUCCGAGCAGAGGAUUACAUGGCCCCGCCAGCAGCUGAUUACAUCUCCCUCGAAGACGAGAGCGAGCGCUUGAUUAAAACCCUCAAGAAUUACGGCUGGCAAGUCUCCGAACACCAUAUCGACAUGAACCGGCCCGUCGAAAGCACCACCGCAAGACUCAACAAGUUCUGUCAGCUGGCCUCGGACGAUGUCUUGUUGGUGGUGUACUACCACGGCCAUGGUUCCCUUGACGAGGACAAUGAACUCGUCUUUAGCAGCCACGACCACCCGGAAAACUCCGAGUGGGCCAAGAAAGCAGCUGCUGACUUGUACUCUGAGCUGCUAUCUCGCCAGAACGGAGGACACGGGCAGAACAAGGCGGCAUUUGAAGCCUUGAUGAAGAAGUACGAGCGAUACCGCCCUAUAUCGCACCUCCCCUGGUCCACCCUCCGCCAACCCCUCCUCACCUGCCCCUCGGACGUCCUCUUCAUCCUAGACUGCUGCGCCGCCGGCGGAGCCAACCUCCCUUCCUCUUCCAUCCCCCAGUCCAACACCUACACCAAACACCUCUUUGCCGCCUGCGGCUUCGAGUCCUCGACGUCCGACGACAUGACCGCAACCUUGUGCAACAUCCUGGAUGACAACGCUGCGCAGGGCGCCAACAAGACUGUUCUGACGACAAAGAGACUGCAUCAAUUGAUAGAGGAAAGCCUCCAAAAGAAGAACAACGGGGUGGGGACCAGCCAGCCGAUUUUCAAACAGCUGCUGCCAUUGGAUCCGGAAAGGAAGAUACACUUGCCUAAUCUGGGGAACCACCCGAAGGGGAGAGGGAGACGGAGCAGGCGGGAGAGUCAGAGCCAUGCGAAUAUGAAGAUGGUGGCGGUGAAUAGGAGGGGGAGCGAGGAGAGUAUGAAUGGGAUGAUGGUUCAUGGGGUUCAUCAUGGGAUGGGGAUGGUGAGGAGGGAGGGGAGCGUGAGGGGGUAUGUUCUUGCUUGAAGAAACACCCGGCUUCAAAGAUUCAGCGUGGAUGGAGUAAGGGCAAGAUUGUGUUUGAAUACUUUGUAUUUGUGCGACCUUUGGGAUUUUGGGUAGCAGGAAAUCUUCUGGCGCGUUUAUCAGCAUUAUUCGGUUGCAUGGGAAGGGAAGGGGCACGUUUAGCUUUUGCUUUUUGUCUUUUGCGAAAGUGCAAUCCAGCGCCAGCGCCAGGCAUCGCGCGGGAAAGGACGGGUUCUGUAUAGGUAGCUUUCUUUGUCUGUUAGUAUAAGCCAAUGUGAUAGUAGCAUAGCAUAUCUUCUUUUCUUUCCUUGAAGGCAACCAGACAUGAUCGACUGGAAAGGUGCCCUCAGUUACUGUUCUGUCAGGGGUGAAUGAUGACAGUGAGCACAGGCAGUGCUCUUGUCCUG
Molecule: messenger RNA, 2594 nt
Organism: Podospora bellae-mahoneyi
Lineage: Eukaryota; Fungi; Ascomycota; Sordariomycetes; Sordariales; Podosporaceae
Exons: 3
Coding region: 1-2187 (728 amino acids)
Source: RefSeq, a predicted model, not a curated record